AUGAUCGACACCUUCAUCUAUUGGAAUUUUCGGGGGAGCAAGGGAAAUGCAAACAUUUUAAGAAUCUCCCUCCCGUGCAGUUACAACACGAUAAAGAAGAAGAUCCUCGAGGCAACCAACUUGAACCUACAAAACAGCUUGGAUGUUCUGCUUUACCACAACAACAGAGUGCUGAGUGAAUAUGAAAGCAUACAAAAUGAGAUGCUCGUGGAAAUCCAGCGGAGCAAUAUAGAUGUGGUUAAGGAGCUGCUACAGAAAAGUAAUCAUGCCUAUUUGGAAAGGAACAAAAGUGUGCAGGACAACAGGAGGGGAACUACGCCCUUCUCCGAUGGAAGACAAAGUGAAGUGCAUGAUAAUAAGGGAAGAAGCACUCCCACGGUUGGAAGCGCAUACGAUAGUGGUGGAAUAGGCGGAAGCCACCGAGGCGCAGGGACGCACGAGGGUAAACCAAGUAGCCCCGAGUUAAACAGAGCGCCCAAGAUGAGCCGAACCGCAAACUACCCAUACAGCAGUAAACAGCCAUGGAAUGUCUACAACAGAAAUGCUGUAAGUACGAAAGAGAAUAAUGAGGAUGAUGAAGACAUGAAGAUCCAAGAAGUGAUGGAAAAAAAUAACCCUUACAAUCAACGCCCAGAUUUUUCCAAAUCUAGAAUGUUAAAUUAUUAUAAAAGGGACAAAAACAGUGUUUCCCAGUUUUAUAUGAACAAUAAAUUUAAAAAAGUACCAUCCCCUUCCUCAGCUUCCGCUUCUUCCAUUUCGAAGAAUUUAAAUGCAUACAAUUCAGUGUCUUCCGCUCCCAGAGGAGGAGAACAGCACUUCCAAAAUGGAGUGGUAGGUACAUAUAGUAAGUACUACAAAAUGAGGGGCGCCCCACAGAAUAGUGGCUAUGGCAGUGCAAUGAGUCAUAGUACUUAUACAAACUCGAGAGGUCAACAGAAGGAAAAAAAUGGUUACAGCAAUAUGAGCAACCAAGAUACAAGUACAAAGUAUGUUUCUCCAGAUUACAUCUGCCAUAUGUGCGGGAAAAAAGGGCAUAGCAUUAAGAAUUGCCCCAUGAGUUCUUUUAACAAUAACAAAAAGAUAAAAGUACCCACAGGAAUUCCCACGAACUUCUUAACUAAAAUUAAAGCAGAAGACAUUAAUAAGUAUGAUCAGAUUUAUAUUCUUAAAGAUGGAAGCUAUGGAGUGAUGAAAGACGUUGAAGAUGUCAGUGGGAGUGCAUACCUAUAUCGCAGUGUUGAUGAUAAGAUUAAUAUUUACCUUGGCGUGAAUAGCAAUGAUAAUAGGAAUGUUGACAUGGAUGGUGAUCGUGGUGGAGAUGGCAGGGGGAAUCCAAGUGCUAACCCUAACGGGAACCUUAGCAGUAGUACCCAUCAUACCGGGACUAGCAGUUACCCUAACGAGGAGGAAGACAAAAUCUCCAAUCUGUACAAAUGCCUCCUGUGCAAAAAAUUGUACAUUUCCCCAACAACUCUACCUUGCUGUGGGGAAACAUAUUGCAAAAGCUGCCUGUACAGGUAUAACAGAAAAAGGAAAAAUGAUUACUCCUCUUCCCAGAUGUCCUCAUUGGGGUACCAACAGAAUGGAGAUGGUAGAUCCCAAAUGAUGAAGUGUCCAAACUGUCAGAAGCUUAUAAAUUCAGAUACCUUAAUCAUUAACACUAACAUAAAAAAUGUAAUUGAUACAAUUAUUAGGAAUCAAAAGGAUAGCAAUACGAAUAAGGAUGAGGAACAUGCCGGUGGGGGAAAGUGUAAUAAAGGAGAAGGCGAUAGCCAUGGAUACUACCCAACCAAUGGUGGUGCCUCGGUGGGUGUAGACAAACAGAACAAAUGGCCAGCCGUCACACCAAGUGGGGGAGUGGCAUUACCCAUCAGUGCGGGAGCCUCGAACGGGGCAGCCACUACUAUGUCGAACGUAGGUAUGUCCCACAUCUCAAGCGAUAAGAACACAAGGUCGUAUAACAGAGCAACAAAUGGAGUUACCAACAAUAGUGAGUCCUCAUCCUCUGUUUGUGCCUCUAAUGGAGCGUCAUAUCAGAGGCAACCAUUCCCCAGUGGGAACUUCCCAGCGGGCAGUGACCUUCCCAGUAACAACAGCAGAACAACGGAGGAGCAGAAUUCAGUUAACAGUAGCAGCCUCUGUAACGAGAAUGAAGAUGAAUUUCAGGACAAGAGUUUUAACCCGCUUAUAAAUUUACCUAUCAAUCUGCAGGAGAUAAAACGCCAACACGAUUUUGCUGGAGCGUAUAUAGCCAAAUAUAGAAUGAGGCGAAAACCAAAACGGAAAAAAAAUGUCGAUCUCGGAAUGCUGCUCAUGAGUAAGAGGCGGGUGUAUUAG
Messenger RNA from Plasmodium knowlesi strain H, 2337 nucleotides. RefSeq names its product zinc finger protein, putative. Lineage: Eukaryota; Apicomplexa; Aconoidasida; Haemosporida; Plasmodiidae. Gene Ontology annotation, biological process: protein monoubiquitination; DNA damage tolerance. The transcript has a single exon. Bases 1 to 2337 code for a protein of 778 amino acids. Gene Ontology annotation, molecular function: ubiquitin protein ligase activity; single-stranded DNA binding; zinc ion binding. The record is from RefSeq and is a predicted model, not a curated record.